GGCCCUCGGAUCUUAAUUUGGACACCGCUGAUUUAUAGAGGUGUGUGUGAUUGGUUUGAGCCGCUGCUGGAGCGCUUUAAAAGCAUCAACCUCGGUCGGGCAGUCGCUCACCGGUCUGUAUAUGUGUGUGUAUAUGUGUGUUGUGUGGAAUUGUGUGCGCGCCGCCGUCCGUUCUUGUUAUUUUUUUCUGCUCUUGGGAGUCGUCGUGCUGCCGGUGGCGUAUCCGGAGGCGAACGAGAUGAUGGCCGUGGCUUUUUGGCCGAGCUCUGAGGCAAAGGAGGAUUUUCUGCACCCUGGGAAAUAACGCGGAGACAUCAUCAACAUGGCGACAGCCGCCGCGGCCCCUUCGGCUCGUUUUCCGACGGUGAAGCACCCUGCCCCAGCUGAGCCCCUUGCUGCCCUCUGAAGGAGCAGGAUGACAAGAUGGCACAGCUGCUUGUACCGCCCGGACCUGACAGCUUCCGCCCCUUCGUCCCCGAGUCGCUGGCCGCCAUUGAGAGGCGCAUCGCCGAGGAGGAGGCCCGGAGACCGCGGGCAGAGCGCCGCAGCGACAGUGACGAUGAAAAUGGGCCCAAGCCCAAUAAUGACUUGGAGGCGGGGAAAUCCCUCCCCUUCAUUUACGGGGACAUCCCUCCCCCCCUGGUGUCCACCCCUCUGGAGGACAUGGACCCCUACUACAGCAAUCAGAAGACCUUCAUAGUAUUGAAUCGCGGGAAGGCAAUCUUCCGUUUCAACGCCACUCCUGCCUUGUACAUGUUAAGCCCCUUCAACCCUCUAAGAAGGAUAGCUAUUAGAGUUUUAGUGCACUCGAUGUUCAGCAUGUUGAUCAUGUGCACCAUCCUGACCAACUGUGCUUUCAUGACCCUCAGUAAUCCCCCAGACUGGGCCAAGAAUGUAGAGUACACAUUCACAGGGAUUUACACAUUUGAGUCCCUCAUAAAAAUCCUGGCCAGGGGCUUCUGCAUGGGGAAGUUCACUUUCCUCAAGGAUCCGUGGAACUGGCUGGAUUUCAGUGUUAUUCUCAUGGCAUAUGUCACAGAGUUUGUGGACCUGGGCAAUGUCUCAGCACUGCGAACCUUCAGGGUUUUGCGAGCCCUGAAAACUAUAUCAGUCAUACCAGGUUUGAAGACCAUUGUCGGUGCACUGAUCCAGUCGGUAAAAAAGCUGUCGGAUGUGAUGAUCCUCACCGUGUUCUGCCUCAGCGUCUUCGCUCUCAUUGGCCUGCAGCUCUUUAUGGGAAACCUCAGGCAGAAGUGUCUGCGUCGGCCUGUGUCCAGCAAUGCCACCAACAGCAGCAACAUCACCUUGGAUGAGCUGAUGUUCUUUAACGGCAGCCAUUCUGAAAUCAACACCACUUUUGUGCAGAACACAACAGAAGUCUGGGAUGAGUACAUCAACGACGAUCGUAAUUACUAUUACCUCCCUGGCCGGAGGGAUGCUUUGCUCUGUGGGAAUGGAAGUGGCGCUGGGCUUUGUCCAGAGGGUUUUGUAUGCGUUAAAGCGGGUCGUAAUCCAGACUACGGCUACACCAGCUUCGACACCUUCAGCUGGGCCUUUCUCUCGCUGUUCCGACUCAUGACGCAGGAUUACUGGGAAAACCUCUACCAGCAGACACUGCGUGCAGCAGGAAAGCCCUACAUGAUCUUCUUUGUGCUGGUGAUCUUCCUGGGCUCCUUCUACCUGGUCAAUCUGAUUUUGGCCGUGGUGGCCAUGGCGUACGACGAGCAGAACCAGGCCACCAUCGAGGAGGCUCAGCAGAAGGAGGAGGAGUUCCAGGCCAUGCUGGAGCAGCUCAAGAGGCAGCAGGAGGAGGCACAGGUUGCCGCGGCAGCAGCCACGGAGAGUGGAGAGUACAGUGGGAGAGGGGGCCCCACCUCUGAGUCCUCUUCAGGGACGUCUAAGCUCAGCUCAAAAAGUGCCAAGGAGCGACGCAACAGGCGGAAGAAGAGGAAGCAGAGGGAGGAGGAGGAGGAGAGGGGGGGUCGGGACAAGUUCCACAAGUCUGAGUCCGAGGAUAGCAUCAAGAGGUCCAGCUUCCGCUUCUCCAUUGAUGCCAACCGGCUGUCUUAUGAGAAAAGAUGUUCUUCACCCAACCAGUCUCUCCUCAGUAUCCGUGGAUCCCUGUUCUCGCCUCGGAGGAACAGCCGAGCCAGCCUGUUCAGCUUCCGAGGCCGGGCACGUGACAUGGGCUCAGAAAACGACUUUGCAGAUGAUGAGCACAGCACCUUCGAGGAAAGCGACAGUCGCCGGGGCUCCUUGUUCUUGCCACGCCGCCUCGAGCGCCGCUGCAGUGCCAUCAGCCAGACCAGCCUUGGGGCGCCGCGAGUGAUGCUGCCCGCCAACGGCAAGAUGCACUGCUCAGUGGACUGCAACGGCGUGGUGUCGCUGGUCGGUGGAACUUCUGUAACAACCUCUCCUGUAGGUCUCCUGCUGCCUGAGGGGACAACUACUGAUACUGAUAUAAAGAAACGGCGUUCAGGUUUUCUCCAGCCGUCCGUCGAUUAUUUAGAUGAACCAGGGGCGAGGCAGCGUGCCAUGAGCGUGGCCAGUAUCCUCACUAACACCAUGGAAGAGCUGGAAGAGUCGAGACAGAAGUGCCCCCCAUGCUGGUAUAGAUUUGCAAACACCUGCCUGAUCUGGGAUUGUUGCCCUGCCUGGUUGAAGAUUAAGGAGGUUGUCAGUAUGGUGGUCAUGGACCCAUUUGUGGAUCUGGCCAUCACUAUUUGCAUUGUUCUCAAUACUCUUUUCAUGGCCAUGGAGCAUUACCCAAUGACUAAAGAGUUUGAUAACGUCCUCUCAGUGGGAAACCUGGUUUUCACGGGUAUCUUCACUGCCGAAAUGUGCUUCAAGAUCAUCGCUCUUGACCCCUACUACUACUUCCAGGAGGGAUGGAACAUUUUUGAUGGCAUCAUUGUCAGUCUGAGUCUCAUGGAACUCGGGUUGGCGAACGUUGAAGGCCUGUCUGUGCUCAGGUCCUUUAGAUUGCUGAGGGUCUUCAAACUGGCCAAGUCAUGGCCCACUUUAAACAUGCUCAUCAAGAUCAUCGGUAAUUCAGUGGGUGCUCUGGGGAACCUGACUCUGGUCCUUGCCAUCAUUGUCUUCAUCUUUGCCGUGGUGGGCAUGCAGCUGUUUGGGAAGAGCUACAAGGAAUGCGUGUGCAAGAUUUCUGACGAUUGCGAGCUGCCCCGCUGGCACAUGCACGACUUCUUUCACUCUUUCCUCAUUGUGUUCCGAGUCCUUUGUGGAGAAUGGAUCGAGACCAUGUGGGACUGCAUGGAGGUGGCAGGGCAGUCCAUGUGCCUGAUCGUCUUCAUGAUGGUCAUGGUCAUUGGAAAUCUGGUGGUUCUAAACCUAUUCCUGGCUUUGCUUCUGAGCUCAUUUAGUGCAGACAACCUGGCAGCAACUGACGAUGACAGUGAAAUGAACAACCUCCAAAUUGCUGUGGGCCGAAUCCAGCGGGGGUUCGCUUUUGUCAAAACCACUGUGCGACAGUUUCUCCAGAGCCUAUGCUUUGGCGGAAGCGGUAAGGGUUCUGGUUUGGCUGAGGAGAGCAAACCCCUGGAUGAACUGCACAGCAAUGGCAAGGGUAACUGCAUCCCCAACCACACAACAGUGGAGAUAACCAAAGACCCAAGUGGGGUGUAUAUGACAGAGGGCAAUGGACGGCCUGGAGGCGGGUUAGUGGUUGGGGUUGUGGGGGACACUACAGGAAAGUACCCCAUGGAUGAAUGUGACUACAUGUCAUUUAUUCAUAACCCAAGCCUCACAGUCACAGUGCCUAUCGCUGUGGGCGAGUCAGACUUUGAGAACCUUAACACCGAAGACUUCAGCAGUGACUCAUCGGAUGUGGAGGGCAGCAAAGAGAAGCUCGAUGCAGAACCCCAGCGUCUGAGCUCCUCAGAGGGGAGCACAGUCGAUAUUCGCCCUCCAGGUGAUGGAGUAGAUUCAGUGGAGCUGGAGCCAGAGGAGUCGCUCGACCCAGAGGCCUGCUUCACUGAGGGCUGUGUGCGCAGGUUUCAGUGCUGCCAGAUCAAUGAAGAAGGAGGCAAGUACAAGAGCUGGUGGACGCUCAGGAAAACCUGCUUCAUCAUAGUGGAGCACAACUGGUUUGAAUCUUUCAUCAUAUUCAUGAUCCUGCUCAGUAGUGGAGCGUUGGCAUUUGAGGACAUCUACAUUGAGCAGAGGAGAACCAUCAAAACGGUACUGGAGUAUGCAGACAAGGUCUUCACAUACGUGUUCAUCCUGGAAAUGCUGUUGAAGUGGGUGGCUUACGGCUUUGUCAAGUACUUCACCAACGCCUGGUGCUGGCUCGACUUCCUCAUUGUAGAUGUGUCCCUGGUCAGCCUUGUAGCUAAUGCUCUGGGCUACUCUGAGCUCAGCGCCAUCAAAUCUCUGCGGACACUGCGAGCCCUUCGGCCCCUCAGGGCCCUGUCUCGGUUUGAGGGCAUGAGGGUUGUGGUCAACGCUCUGCUGGGGGCCAUCCCCUCCAUCAUGAAUGUGUUGCUGGUCUGCCUCAUCUUCUGGCUCAUCUUCAGCAUUAUGGGCGUCAACCUGUUUGCCGGGAAGUACUAUAAAUGCGUCAACACCACCACAGACGAGAUCUUCCCCAUCAGCAUGGUCAACAAUAAGAGUGAAUGCUUCGCCUUGCAGAACAACAGCGCCCGCUGGAAAAAUGUCAAAAUCAACUUUGACAAUGUUGGAGCAGGAUAUUUGGCUCUAUUGCAAGUGGCGACCUUUAAGGGAUGGAUGGACAUCAUGUAUGCAGCAGUGGACUCUCGCGGUGUCGAGGACCAGCCUGAAUAUGAAGUGAACUUGUACAUGUACCUCUACUUUGUCAUCUUCAUUAUCUUUGGCUCUUUCUUCACCCUCAACCUAUUCAUUGGUGUCAUCAUCGACAACUUCAACCAGCAGAAGAAGAAGUUUGGAGGUCAGGAUAUCUUUAUGACAGAGGAGCAGAAGAAGUACUACAAUGCUAUGAAGAAGCUGGGCUCCAAGAAACCCCAAAAACCAAUACCUCGGCCAACAAAUGCAUUUCAAGGCUGUGUAUUCGACUGCAUCACAAAGCAGGCCUUCGACAUUGUGAUCAUGAUCCUCAUCUGCCUUAACAUGGUGACCAUGAUGGUUGAGACAGACGAUCAAACAAAAGAGAUGGACACGAUCCUCUACUGGAUCAACCUUGUCUUCAUUGUGCUCUUCACCGGGGAGUGUGUGCUGAAGAUGAUCUCGCUGCGUCACUAUUACUUCACAAUUGGCUGGAAUAUAUUCGAUUUUGUUGUGGUGAUUCUGUCAAUCGUAGGUAUGUUUUUAUCUGAAGUUAUCGAGAAGUACUUUGUGUCCCCAACGCUGUUCCGUGUGAUCCGUCUGGCCAGGAUUGGCCGCAUCCUCCGCCUUAUCAAAGGUGCCAAAGGCAUCCGGACGCUUCUCUUUGCCUUGAUGAUGUCGCUUCCUGCCCUGUUCAACAUCGGCCUCCUCCUCUUCCUUGUUAUGUUUAUCUACGCCAUAUUUGGCAUGUCUAACUUUGCCUACGUCAAACGUGAGGCAGGAAUCGAUGACAUGUUCAAUUUUGAGACUUUCGGGAACAGUAUGAUCUGUUUGUUUCAGAUCACCACCUCGGCCGGGUGGGACGGAUUGCUCGCUCCCAUACUGAACAAGAGGGAGCCUGACUGCGACAGCCAAAUUGAGCACCCAGGCAACUUGUACAAAGGCAACUGUGGCAACCCAUCAGUGGGCAUCUUCUUCUUUGUCAGCUACAUCAUCAUCUGCUUUCUAAUUGUUGUCAACAUGUACAUCGCUGUCAUCCUGGAGAACUUCAGUGUGGCCACCGAAGAGAGCGCAGAGCCGCUCAGUGAGGACGACUUUGAGAUGUUCUACGAAGUGUGGGAGCGCUUCGAUCCUGACGCCACUCAGUUCAUGGAGUACAACAAGCUGUCUGACUUUGCAGAUGCUCUAGAUCCACCGCUGCGCAUGCCCAAGCCGAACAUGAUCCAACUCAUCUCCAUGGACCUGCCCAUGGUCAGCGGAGAGCGCAUUCAUUGUCUGGACAUCCUAUUUGCUUUCACUAAGCGCGUAUUAGGUGAAGGUGGCGAAAUGGACGUGUUGCGUGGGCAGAUGGAGGAGCGCUUCAUGGCAUCCAAUCCCUCUAAAGUGUCGUACGAGCCCAUCACUACCACGCUUCGCCGCAAACAGGAGGAAAUGUCAGCCAUAAUCAUCCAGAGGGCCUUCCGCCGCUACAUGAUCCGCCAGGCCAUGAAAAAGGCCUCAGCUCUUUACAAGGAGCAGCUGAAGGAGUGCAUCCGUGACCCAGACAAAGACGUCAUGGUCAUCAGCAAAUUCAACGAGAACUCCACCUCAGAUAAAACAGACAUGACCCCUUCCACUGCCUCCCCGCCCUCGUACAACAGCGUGACCAAGUCAGACAAGGACAAAUAUGAGAAAGAAAACAGAGAAAAAGAAAACAAAGGCAAAGACUUAAAAGAGCGAAAGAAAUAGACUCUCCCAAAAGGAACAAAAAAAAUAAAAAUGCAUCAGAGACAUUAUUGACGAGGGAACUUUGUUUACAGCUUCUGAGGGGGUAGAUAGUUGUACGCUUGUGUGUUGGUUGUUAAGAGAUGAGAAAUGCUGUGUCAGGUAUAAGGCCUAUCAUGAGAGAGCAGUCGUGUCAUUUAUGAAUACAUGGGAUCUUCUAAGAGAGGGCAUUUUGACACAAGACAAGAGAUGAGUGAAACAUUAUUCAGCAGACAUUGACAGAGAUUGAGUGGAAAAGCCUCUCUGCGAAACGCUUGUGAUUUUCCUAUUGGUUGUUGUUAUUAUCUGACACACUUGAGUGUACUGUUAAGUUGUCUGUAGCUAGUGCUGCUGCUACUACUACAAAUCCAGUGUCUUGAAUUUAACAAUCGCUAUAUCACUUAACAAGUACUUAUCAAGUUAAAAGCUUUUUUUUUUGGUUCAUAUUUUGGAGUUAGUUUUUUUUUAAUAAGAAAGAAUGUUUUAUACUUUUUUGUGUCAUUAAUGUGAGAAUGUGUCCACUGCUUUCACUGUUGUAAGGGCAGACAAAGUCAAUGCUGGAAACUACAACAACCAUCUGAGGCUACGUGUACACGUUGCCGGGUAUCUGGCAAAACGGAGAUUUUUCUCUGCAUUUGUGCCUAUCAUUUACAUGACAACAAUGGCCACGCCCACUGAAAACAAUGAUUUCUACAAACUCCAGCCAAAGUGGAGAUUUCAGCAAGUAUCAGUUUUUGCAUGUAAACAGAGGGAAAUGGAGAUCUCAGAUGGAUAUCACAGUUUUUGAUGGAAAUACAUUUGCGUCACAUGUGAGACAUGUGCAAAGUCACUUUUGUUGUGAUUCUUUUCAGGAUUCUGAUUGGUUAAUGGUACUCUUAUCGUCUCACCACACUGCGAUCGACAUGCUUGGCAUGCUCUUAAUGUUGUGGAUAUAUGGGGCUGUGUGAACAAAGAUUUUUCUGAAAACGGUCACAUGUGCACAAGGUUUUUAUUUUUAAAUGGAGAGGGGGAAAUAUCCGUUUUCCAAAAUACCCGGCUACAUGCAAACAUAGCCUGAAACUCGCAGGUUUAGUGCCAGAACGCUCUUGGUUCACACAGUAUACAAAGCUAAAACAACCAGCACCCCACCGAAGUGCGGCGACUGCGUCGCUGCGCUCACUGGUUUGCCAUCACUGAUUGUUAAAAUCUAUAUUGUGCUUCUAUCUGGACUGCCACCCCCCCCACACACACACCCACACAAAAUCUCCCAAAACAAAGAAGCUGAAUGUAUGCAAGCUGAUGGAAUGAGGCACAUUUAAGGUGACACAUCUACUCGUUCAUCCGCUGUUGUAUUGCAGUAAUGCAUUUGUUGUUCUUCCCUUUUACCCUCAGUCCCUCCUCCUCCCUAAAUCUGCCUUGUAAAGAAAAUAUCUUAAGUAAUGAAAUAUACUAAAAAAGAAAAUGUCAAUCUUUCUAACUGCUCUCAUGCUAGAACAUGACAAUAUAUCACAAAGACAUUUAAAGGUUAUAAUAUCACAGAUGUUUGUAUGACAUUCAUGUUGUUCUUGGUUAAAUUGAGAAGCGAGUGGUUUUAAUGUAGUGAUUUGGUUUGUAAAUAAAAUAGCUAUUUGGGCCCACAGUAUGCACCACACUUACAUUUGAUGUAAGAGCACUUUUUAUCCCCACUGCUAUGUUACACCACAUGUGGCGGUCGUACAUGUCAGUGUGUGCGUGAGAGGGCGCUCGAGUGUCUCUUUGUGUGCGUCUCUGUGUGUCUCUUAUGAAGGGCGACUGCAGUAAAGUAAGAAAGAAUAUCUACUUACGUGCGUGUGUGUGUAUGUAUGUGUGUGUGUGUGUGUGUGUCUGUGUGCAACUGGGGUCUGAAGGUUGCUUGUGUUGUACCGAUUAUAAAUAACAUUUUUACUGUAGAUAUGAGUGCAUUUUUCCAGUCUCUGGAUUUGAUUUACUUUUUUUCUAGGAUUUUGCUUUUCUUUCUGCACUGUAACACAUGAUGAAACACAUGUAUGGUCCCCAUAUCUGUAGAUACAAACCAUGAAGCAAUCAGUAGCCAUCUCUCAUUGCGCUUGUAGUGUUUUAGUGAACUGCAUGCAAGAAGUGACUACUGUCCGCUCAUAUGGUAAUAUCAUUUUAAAGCCAAAAGAAUAAAGGACAUAUUUUUUGUAAAUGCUUGUUUAUUUUUUCCAUUUCCUUUCCAGCUGUUUCUUUGUUCGAUGGUUCAGCCGUUUGUUUGUUUUUUCCUGUGAGUGACAUCAGCUCUUUGGUCUGUGAUCUGAACCUGAAGUAUGAUUGCUUAACGUGACGGGAACUUUGGUUGACAGGAUCAUUCAUGUGGUUCAAGUCCAUGUUACACUUAACUAUGUAUUGAUUUGCAAAAUGUGACAAGUGACUUUUUUUUUGUUAUAACCAAAGAUGUGGCAACGAAACACAAAAAUCUAGAUUUCCAAAAUAAAACUGAUUUUGGGAAGCACA
Molecule: messenger RNA, 8973 nt
Organism: Sphaeramia orbicularis (orbiculate cardinalfish)
Lineage: Eukaryota; Metazoa; Chordata; Actinopteri; Kurtiformes; Apogonidae
Product: sodium channel protein type 2 subunit alpha-like
Exons: 27
Coding region: 424-6489 (2021 amino acids)
Biological process (GO): neuronal action potential; sodium ion transmembrane transport; membrane depolarization during action potential
Cellular component (GO): voltage-gated sodium channel complex; plasma membrane
Molecular function (GO): protein binding; voltage-gated sodium channel activity
Source: RefSeq, a predicted model, not a curated record